AUGGCAUCCUUAACCACCUCCAGCUUACAUUACCUCACAAGCCUCGCAACUGAAACCGGCGAUGUCGCGACGUCAACCACCCAAGCAAGCGGCCCAUCCUACACUGGAGACCCCGUCUCCUACGAUGACGGUUACUACCGGAGCAACACUCCCAUGGUAUACCCCUUCACCACCUCCUCCUUCCCCUUGGCCCUAACCACAGCAAUCCUCUUUUUGAUCCUCACCAUCCUGCACGCGUACCUUUGCUUCAAGAAGAAGACUGUCUUUUUCGCCAUCACGAUCUACGCCUCCCUCGCAAUGGCAACCUCCCAAACAAUGAAAUGCUACCUCGUCCAACUCCAAACCAUCAUCUUGCACUCCACCAACCUCUCCUCCUCUACCAUCAACCAGCUGGAACGUGCCGACGUCGUGCUUGUUGUGAUGGACCUCUUGGAGGCGAUUCCCGCGUCUGCGAUGGGGUUCUUGCUCAUGAUGACGUAUACCAGGUUGACGUGGUUUAUCAUCCCCAAAUCGGGGAGGAAGAACGGGAGGGUUUUUGGCUUGCCGGCGAGGUGGCAGACGAGCUUGCUGGCGUUGGGGCAGAUGGUGGGGGAUGGGUUGGUCGGGGUGGGUCACUACUAUGGGCUGGGGUAUUUGCAGAGUCUUGGAGGGGUGGUGGGAUUGAUGACAUGGGGGGUGUUGGGGGGUUUGGUGGUUAGGGCGGGGAGGGUGGAGGUGAGGGAGGAGGUGAAGGAGGUGAAGAGGUUCGUUUGGGCGGUUGGGGGGGCGGUUGGGUUGCUGAUUGGGUGUGCCACCGCGAGAAUCAUCAGACGGGAGGCGGUGGCGUAUUUUUUGGCUGAGGCCCCGUGGUGGUCGAGUGAGUAUGGGGUGUCAGAGACGUUCGCCAUGUCGGAGUGGCCGGUGUAUGUGUUUCAGCAUUUGCCGAUUUUGUUGAUCUUGGUGCUUAUGGCGGUUUACCACCCGGGAGCCUACCUUCCCAGGCGGUUGACUGGUUGGAGGCUCAACACCAAGAAGCUGUUGAGAGAGGAAAGGAUGAGAGAGGACGUGGAGAACUUGAAGGUGUUGGCGAGGAAAGAUUCAAAGGCGUUGUCUGUACAGGGGAGUGAGCUGGAUUGCUUUGAGAGGGUUGACCUUGACAAGGAGACCAAGUAA
Molecule: messenger RNA, 1152 nt
Organism: Podospora anserina S mat+
Lineage: Eukaryota; Fungi; Ascomycota; Sordariomycetes; Sordariales; Podosporaceae
Exons: 3
Coding region: 1-1152 (383 amino acids)
Source: RefSeq, a predicted model, not a curated record